Molecule: messenger RNA, 813 nt
Organism: Penicillium argentinense
Lineage: Eukaryota; Fungi; Ascomycota; Eurotiomycetes; Eurotiales; Aspergillaceae
Product: SNAP receptor PEP12
Exons: 2
Coding region: 1-813 (270 amino acids)
Biological process (GO): intracellular protein transport; Golgi to vacuole transport; vesicle fusion
Cellular component (GO): membrane; SNARE complex; endomembrane system
Molecular function (GO): SNAP receptor activity; SNARE binding
Source: RefSeq, a predicted model, not a curated record
AUGUCUUUCGAUCGCUUAAACUCACUGGAGGCCCAGAGUGGGUUCUCCAGGACCGAAGAUGCCCAAUACCGCGAUGACCCCGGAUUCGACCAGCUGGCUGAGUCGCUCUCCGAUCAAUUGUUCACAUUGAAUUCCAACACCGCUCGUUUGACUCACCAAAUAAACCUACUGGGAACCAAGCGCGAUACAGAGCGGGUCCGCGAACGGGUCCAUAACAUGCUGGAGGAGACUCGAACGGGAUUCAAGGAUGUUGGAGAGGGUUUCAAGAAGAUCCAGACUUGGGAGGAUGUGAACCCACUGCAAAAAUACAAGCAACAGAAACUCUCUUCCGAUUUCAAGGCUGGUUUAGAUGAGUUCCAGACCGUCCAGCGCCGCGCCCUUGAGAAGCAGCGGGCAUCAGCCGCGGCGGCCCGCACAGCUAUUGAAGGCGAUGAACAAGGUGCCGAAAAUGCCGAUGUCCAACUGCAGCAGCAACAGUUGCAGGCACGACCGCAGCUUGCGAACCAGGGCGAGGUGGACUUCCAAGAGUCGCUGAUCAUCGAGCGCGAGACCGAGAUCCGCAACAUCGAACAAAGCGUCGGUGAACUGAACGAACUUUUCCGCGAUGUCGCACAUAUCGUACAUGAGCAAGGUGGCCAGCUUGAUAUCAUCAGCGAGAAUGUCGAGAAUGUCACCCAAGACACCAGGGGGGCCAAUGUCGAGUUGCGGGGAGCCAGUCGUCACCAGAAGAAUGCACGCAACAAGGCCUGCUGUCUGCUGAUUAUUAUGGCUGUUAUUUUGACAAUUAUCGUUCUUGCGGUUGUCCUCGGAUAG